GAUAUCCUAUUAACGGUAAAUUUUCGAUUUUAAUAAAGGCUAAAAAAAUGACAAAAUAUUUGAAUAAAUUUAAAAAACCAUAUUCAUCUAAAAAACAUCAUUCAACUGAAACAAAUACGUCCGAAAGCCUACAUUGUAAUACAGAAAUAACAGAUAUUAAAAAUUUUAGAAAUAGUGACCCAUGGUCUUGGGAUUAUGUUUUAGAUGAAGAAGUAUAUGACUUAUUAGAAGCAUGCUAUGUAGAAGUUAAAUCAAGAGGUGUAAUGAUUCCCUUAGUAUUUUUGCCAUUUAGGCCUAUGUCUAAUGUUUUAUCAACAAAAUUAUUUAUCCGAAAAUUCUUUUCAAUUGAUUCAAAAUCACAGAAAGAUCAAUAUAUUCAAGAAUUGCCUUUAAUGGAUAUCUAUGUGAUAAUUGGAAUUAUUAGAUGGUGUUGGCUAAGAUUAAUCGAUGGUGUAGUAGGUUGGGAUGUUUAUGAAGCAUUUACAAUACUCGAAAGAGAUACAAAAUACCCAUGUAAUGCAUUUUUCGAUUAUAUUCCUGUAGUUGCAGGGUCUAAAGUUCGGGAAAAUAUUAUUUUUGGAUUUUUCAAUAUUCUUUCUUCCAUUGCAGCUUAUUCAAAAAUUAACGGACUUUCAGGAGACAAAUUGUCAAGAACAGCUGGCUGGUGGGCGUUUAAUUUUGAAGAUAAAGAACAAGGAUUUCAUAAAGCGUAUAAUAAUUGGAAAAAAUCAGCAGAUGCAAAUGAACAUUUAUUUUUUGCAUAUCUUAGAAGUAUAAAGGAGCAGCACAGUAAUACGGAAUUAUAUGUCCCAAAUUCUAUGGCACUAUCGCUCGUUAAAUUACUUGAACAAACACCAUACCCUUUGCCUGUAUCUUCAUUGAUGACACUUCACCAUAAAGAUACUCUAUGUAUUGAUAUGCAUGUAAAUAUGCCAAGCCCUAAUGCUUUUAUUGUUCUUCAGCGUGUUGCAAUACAAGGUUUAGAUACAGAUGAUGAAAUUGUUUCAGUAUUGUGGAAGCAUCGUAAUCAUAUUGAAAAUGCCUUAACCGAUGAGUCAAAAAGAAUUCUUAUGUGUAUUUCUAAUACAUUAACAAAUGUAUCAUCCUCAACAGAAUCUAAAGAAUGGGAAAAUUUUUUAAAUUUUGGAUUUGAUUAUAUUGAAAACGACUUAGAAAACCUUAAAAUAGAUUCAGCAUGUAAAACAUAUAAACAUAAUAUUUCUUCAGAAAAUAAAUCUAAUGAAUAUUUUCUUGAAUCAAAAUUUAAAAUAAAUUCUGCUAUUCCUUCAGAAAAAGAAACUUCUUUACGUGAUGUAUUUCCAUCUGAUAAAACAUCUUUACCAAUAAAUAAAAAUCAAUAUCAUUCAGAGCUAAAUUCAGCUACAAAAAUAAAUACUGAAUGGUUAAAUGGAAGCAUAAUAUCAAAUAAGUACCGCAUUAAUUUAGACGAAAGCUUUUGGGGUGUAUGGAUUGACUCUUGUAGUGAUGAAACACCUGUAUUUAAAAAAAAAAUAUUUGAGAAUUUUGUUCUUUUUGAGAUUGAAUUAGAGGAAAAAAAAUGGAUCAUUGUUGAAGAACAAAAUAAUAAAAAUGAUAGGCGUAUAUCUUUUGAUUCAUUUCAUGUAAACUCUUCAGUAGAAGACAAACCAAAAUUUGCAAAUAAUAUAAGUAAAUAUGAACCACCAUUGUCAAAUAGUGAUCAUAAAAUUAAACGAAAUUUAUCAGAAUAUUUUAAACAUCAGAAAAAUAAACUUAAUAUUAUAAAUAGGUAUAGGUCUGUUAAAACAAAAAAAAGUAUACCGCUUUUAGAAUAUAAACAAGAUAUAAAAAAUAAUGGUAUUAUCAAAGAUAAUAAAAAAUAUAUAUAUACAGAAAAUAAUUUUAUAGGAAAAUUUAAUUCCAUAAAACUGCCAUUUUCUUAUAAAAAGUUAGAGUACAUGGUAGAAUUAAAUAAUAGUAAAAAGCAAUUGAGUUUGGAAGAAACAAAAGAAGGAAAGAAUAACGUUUCUAGUCAUAAGGUAGAAAAAGAAUACGAAAAAAUCCCUAUAAAGGAUUUGAAUUUAUAUUCAUAUUCAAUAUCAACAAAUAAAAGAUAUGGGAUAUUUAAUAAAUUUAAUUUAGAAAUUUCAAAUUUUAAUAAAUCAACACCAAACAUACAUUAUAAUACUUCAAGAUUAUUACCAUCUAAACCAUCUUUUGAAAGUGAACGAGCAAAAAGUACAUCAAGUAUAGUUAAUACCAUUUAUUCUAUCCAAGAGGAUAAUGCUUAUAUGGAUAUUUCCACACCUAAUUUUGAAUUAAAAAGGCUGCCUACUUUAAAAAAAUAUAAAGAUAAAAUAUUUAAAAAUUCAAAACGCAACAAAAAUGUUAUUUCUAUAAAUAACCAAAUGCAAAAUAAUAAUUAAUUAAUCAUACAAAUAACAUUCAGUUAGUGAAAAGUUAAAU
Messenger RNA from Pneumocystis jirovecii RU7, 2445 nucleotides. RefSeq lists its product as uncharacterized. The record is from RefSeq and is a predicted model, not a curated record. The transcript is spliced from 6 exons. Lineage: Eukaryota; Fungi; Ascomycota; Pneumocystomycetes; Pneumocystales; Pneumocystaceae. The coding region runs from base 48 to 2405 and encodes 785 amino acids.